Molecule: messenger RNA, 2474 nt
Organism: Cebus imitator (Panamanian white-faced capuchin)
Lineage: Eukaryota; Metazoa; Chordata; Mammalia; Primates; Cebidae
Gene: ACAD8
Product: acyl-CoA dehydrogenase family member 8
Exons: 11
Coding region: 100-1347 (415 amino acids)
Biological process (GO): lipid metabolic process
Molecular function (GO): flavin adenine dinucleotide binding; acyl-CoA dehydrogenase activity
Source: RefSeq, a predicted model, not a curated record
AGUGGGGUAGGGGUUGCCGGGUCGCAGGUCCUGCCAGUGCGAAUGCAGCGGCGGUCAUAGGCGCCCUGGCACUCAGCUGGACAGUGAGCGGCGGCAGCGAUGCUGCGGAGCGGCUGCCAGUGCCUCGGGGCACGCCUCGGCUGUCUGCCUGGCGGUCUCUGGGCCCUCGUCCAGACCGGCCACCGGAACUUGACCUCCUGCAUCGACCUCCUGCCCACAGCUUCCAUGGGACUUAAUGAAGAGCAGAAAGAAUUUCAGAAAGUAGCCUUUGACUUUGCUGCCCACGAGAUGGCUCCAAAUAUGGCAGAGUGGGACCAGAAGGAGCUGUUCCCAGUGGAUAUGAUGCGGAAGGCAGCCCAGCUAGGCUUCGGAGGGGUCUAUGUACGAACAGAUGUGGGUGGGUCUGGACUGUCACGUCUUGAUACCUCGGUCAUUUUUGAAGCCUUGGCUACAGGCUGCACCAGCACCACAGCCUAUAUAAGCAUCCACAACAUGUGUGCCUGGAUGAUUGAUAGCUUUGGAAAUGAGGAACAGAGGCACAGAUUUUGCCCACCGCUCUGUACCAUGGAGAAGUUUGCUUCCUACUGCCUCACUGAACCAGGAAGCGGGAGUGAUGCUGCCUCUCUUCUGACCUCUGCUAAAAGACAGGGAGAUCAUUACAUCCUCAAUGGCUCCAAGGCCUUCAUCAGUGGUGCUGGCGAGUCAGACAUCUAUGUGGUCAUGUGCCGAACAGGAGGUCCAGGCCCCAAGGGUAUUUCAUGCAUCAUUGUUGAGAAGGGGACCCCUGGCCUCAGCUUUGGCAAGAAGGAGAAAAAGGUGGGGUGGAACUCGCAGCCAACACGAGCAGUGAUCUUUGAAGACUGUGCUGUCCCCGUGGCCAACAGAAUUGGGAGCGAGGGGCAGGGCUUCAGCAUUGCCAUGAAAGGACUGAACGGAGGGAGGAUCAACAUUGCUUCCUGCUCUCUGGGGGCUGCCCACGCUUCUAUCAUCCUCACACGAGACCAUCUCAACGUCCGGAAGCAGUUUGGAGAGCCUCUGGCCAGUAGCCAGUACUUGCAAUUCAAAUUGGCAGAUAUGGCAACAAGGCUGGUGGCCUCACGGCUGAUGAUCCGCAGUGCAGCCGUGGCUCUGCAGGAUGAGAGGAAAGAUGCAGUGGCCUUGUGCUCCAUGGCCAAGCUCUUUGCUACACAUGAAUGCUUUGCUAUCUGCAACCAGGCCUUACAGAUGCACGGGGGCUAUGGCUACCUGAAGGAUUAUGCUGUUCAGCAGUAUAUGCGGGACUCCAGGGUCCACCAGAUUCUAGAAGAGCUGCUCUGGCAGGGGCUUGGUGCACAAGCACAGCUCUAGCCUGGAGUCCAGAGACUCAGCUUCAUCACAGUGGGUGGGCAUCAGAUCGUUCUGCUUCUGCUCUUUUCCUCUGUAGAUUUGCGAGAAGGGUGAACUGAGAUUAUGGACGAGAAAACAUGUUGAAACUACAGCCGUCUUUUCUCUAAGGUUAUAAAGUAUGUGGUUCUCAGGAAUCCAAGAACAGUGAUUUACAGGGCAAAUGUUAGCCAGUAUGGUCAUCAGUAGCUCUAAACUGAUUAUCAGCCAGAUGGUCUAAAUAUCUGUCUGUAUAUUACUAGUGUAUUUUUCAAUAAAAUAAACCAUCGGUGUAUGGAUAUCUUCUUGGUAGUCACAGACAUUCUGUCUAGGAAACAUGUAAGCCGUUGGGGUCAGGCUCAGAGCCUGGCCGUCUCUACUGCCUACAGCCAGUGCGGAAGUCUUGAAAUGACACGACUCUUGGAAAAGCAGGAGGGGCGGAGCCUUCUCUGAGUGACUUCAGUGAAGCAACAGGAGGCUGCCUUGCUGGAAACAUUGUAUAACGGGGCCUCCCAGCCCAUUUCACAGCAGUCUUCUCAAACCUCAGCCUGCGCUGGAAUCACCUGGAGGGCAUGGGAGGCCCCAGAACAUCUGCUCCAGUGGGUCUAAUGGAGGGCCAGGAAUUUGUAUCUCUAAUAAGUCUUCAGGUGAGGCAGCGGCAGCUUGUCUGAGAACCAUACUUUGAGACUCACCAUGCUGGUGUUAUGUCUGAGUCACAUGCUACCAAAGGUUAGACUACUGCGUUCUUCUGUAAACCUCUUUCCAGAAAGAUGUUUCUGAGCUCAGUCGCUAGUGUUCAAACUGAAUUUCCCAGAGUGUGUUUCCUUUCAUUACUCUUGCAAUUGCUUUCUCACUCAGCUUUAUGUGCGUGGGGAACUUCGCCUUCAUUCCAACUCUCUCUCAACCCUGCAGUAAUAAGUGGGAAGCAUUUAUUUUGGGUUACACCAUCAUCUACUUGUAGAAGAAUUGGGGCACUCUUCACUUUAUCAGUUUGUUUCAUCAUGGACUUUACUGUUGGAUAAAUCUACAGUGCAUGCUUUAUUUGAAAUGUUGGAACUACUGAUUCCUCAAGGGAGUUUAUGUUUCUUUUUGCAUUAAAGGCCACCACUAAA